Messenger RNA from Triplophysa dalaica, 3355 nucleotides. RefSeq names its product euchromatic histone-lysine N-methyltransferase 1a (gene ehmt1a). The transcript has 24 exons. Gene Ontology annotation, molecular function: p53 binding; zinc ion binding; protein-lysine N-methyltransferase activity. The coding region runs from base 130 to 3309 and encodes 1059 amino acids. Lineage: Eukaryota; Metazoa; Chordata; Actinopteri; Cypriniformes; Nemacheilidae. Gene Ontology annotation, cellular component: nucleus. The record is from RefSeq and is a predicted model, not a curated record.
GAAGUCGUACACGCCGGAAGACUGCUUCUGAAUCUGAACUUUCACAGUUGCUGUUCAAAUAUGCAAACGAUUGAAAGUUAACGGAGGAAGAAACUUGGUGGUCUUGGAUUGCUCCUUGUUCCCGCUGCCAUGGCCAAGUCCAAAAAAGGUGGUAAUGACAGCCCGGCUGAUCCCCCAAGGCGAGGAAGGAAGCCCAAAUCUCUUGGUGUUUCUCCAAAGGCCGGCAAACAGCAGAUAGCCUCAAGCAGUGGGGAGCCCACUGGGCUCGCGCUUCUUUUACUCCCUGGCCAGACAUCACUGAAGUAUCCAGCAGAAAUCCUCUCAGGAAACCGUGCAUCUAUCCAGCAAGACAAACAAGAUGCUGAAGUAGCACAGAGUUCUGGUACUGAGAAUGCUUUGGAAAGCAUCUCCACAUCUUUACAUGCGGUCAGACCGAAAGGUGAUGGCUCAGGUGCACUUGCCCAGAGAGAGGCAGAAGAGACCUCGUGCCAGUUCCCAGCUGUGCGUCCUGCUCCUCCACGUUUGGCAUGGAAAACCAUGGUUAGACCAGCACCUGCUCCAGCUGCUCUUAAGAUGAACAACGAGAACAGAGCUCAUGAGAGAGACAUGGAGUCCUCAACUACGCAGCAGCUCAUGUUACCUCAGGGACACAAAGAUUCAGUGCAAGGAGCGUCCAAGAAGAAGAAAAGAAAGAUGGGGUUAUAUAACUUUGUUCCCAAAAAGAAAGUGAAAGUUUCCAAGAAACAGAAUGUACCGUUAUCGCCGUCGAACUUACAGGAAGCCUCACAUAAAACCAAAGGGGGUCAGAUGUCCAUUGAGGAGGCAUUCAAACACAGAGUUAGUCCUGAGAGACCAGAGAAUCAAAGGCCGCAUAGAGAAAGCAUUGCAGAACCGCAGAAGAACAAGGAAACCGAGGACGUUCCAAAAGAGAAUGUCGAAGAAUACACUGAGUUUCCUAUACACACUCUGGCUCAAGACAGCAUGUUCACAGCGAUUCCCACGGGUUUGCCGGAGGAUAAAGAGAACAUGGAGGCUGAUGAUGUGUUGGAACCUCCACUGUGUAGCUGUCGCAUGGAGACGCCUAAGAAUCAGGAUGUAGUGACUCUAGCAGAGGGCAAGUGUAUGGCUGUGGAAAGUGUCGAUGGAAAGUUGAGUUUAUGUCGGAAGGUGAUUCUGAAACAGGAAAUGAUGCGUCCUUCUCUAAGGAUUCCAUUGCUUGUGCUGUGUGAGGACCACCGUGCUGGAAUGGUGAAGCACCAGAGCUGCCCAGGCUGUGGUUUCUUCUGUAGGGCUGGGACUUUUAUAGAAUGUCAGCCAGAUGGAAACAUUUCUCACCGGUUUCACCGAAGCUGUGGCUCCCUGAUCAGAGGUCAACUCUACUGCCCUCAUUGUGGCGAGGAGGCCAGUCAUGCGAAGGAGGUCACAAUCCCAAAACCUGACACUGUCACUGCGGUGCCAUCAGCUGCUGUGCCUGCACACAAGACGGACACUGCCUUAAUGAAUAGGGCUAAACUGGACUGUGCAGCUAUUGGUGGAGUGAUAGGUCCUGUUAAAGAAUCUUUGGAGACUGUGUUGAAUGCGCUAGAGGAUGGAAAGUUUAAGAAAUUUAAGCUGCCCCCAAAGCAGCUUUAUUUCUCUGCUAAGAGAGGGGAGCUCCAGAGGGUCCUGCAUAUGCUGGUGGACGGUGUUGACCCGAACCUGAAGAUGGACACUGAGAAGAGGAAGACUUCACUACACUGUGCUGCUGAAGAAGGACAUAAGGACAUCUGUCAUAUACUGGUGCAGGCCGGUGCUAACCUGGACAUGUGCGAUGUGGAGCAGAAGACUCCUCUGAUGUAUGCCUGCGAGAACAAUCAUCUAGAAACUAUAAAAUACCUGCUGAAAGCUGGAGCUUCCUCUGGACAUAAGGAUAUAAGAGGCUCCACGUGUCUUCACAUGGCCGCAAGAGGUGGACACACAGAUGUGCUGCAGUAUCUCCUCUCCGCUGCCACCAUAGACGUCAACUCUAAGGAUGGUAGCGGAUGGGCUCCUCUCACAUGGGCAACAGAAAACAUGCGACUAGACCAGGUGACGCUGCUGAUCUCUGCAGGUGCUGAUGUCCACAUUAGAGAUAAGGAGGAGAACAUCUGCCUUCACUGGGCAGCGUUCUCUGGUUCAGAGGAGAUCGCUCAGCUGCUGCUAGAGAAAAGAUGUGACCUACAUGCUGUGAACGUUCAUGGGGAUUCACCUCUCCACAUCGCCGUCAGACAGAACCAGCUAGACUGUGUAAUGUUGUUUUUGUCUAGAGGAGCAGAUGUAAAUCUGAAGAACAGGGACGGCGAGACUCCUUUGGACUGCUGUAGUAUAAAUUCAAAGAUGUGGACAAUUCUGAACACCAAUAAAAAGCUCACAGAUGCUAGGAGAGGAAGAGACGGUCAGAGAGAAAGACUGCUCUGCAGAGAUAUAUCACGAGGUUAUGAGGAGAUCCCUGUGCCUUGUGUGAAUGGGGUGGACCAAGAGCCCUGCCCCAUCAACUUCAAAUAUGUUCCAGAGAACUGUUUCACCUCUCAAGUAAAUAUAGAUGAGAACAUAACACACUUACAGCACUGUAGCUGUAAAGGGGACUGUGCUUCUAGCGGCUGUAUCUGUGGUCAGCUCAGCAUGCGCUGUUGGUAUGACAAGGAUGGCCGCUUGGUGAAAGAUUUCUGCAGGGAUGACCCACCCUUCUUGUUUGAGUGCAACCAUGCAUGUUCCUGUUGGAGAACAUGUCUCAAUAGAGUGAUACAGAAUGGGCUCAAGGUGGGACUACAGGUAUUUAGGACUGAGAAGAAGGGCUGGGGUGUCCGAGCACUGCAGGAUAUUUCUGAGGGAGCCUUCGUAUGCGAGUUCGCAGGUGAGAUCAUUUCAGAUGGGGAAGCAAAUGCUCGAGAUGACGACUCGUACAUGUUCAACCUAGAGAAUAAGGUUGGAGAGCUCUACUGCAUCGAUGCUCAUUUUUACGGUAAUGUUGGAAGGUUUAUAAAUCAUCAUUGCGACCCCAAUUUGUUUCCGGUACGUGUGUUCACCAAACACCAGGACCUUCGCUUUCCUCGAAUUGCACUCUAUGCAAGCAGGCCUAUUCACACUGGAGACGAGUUAGGUUUUGGCUAUGGCGAUCCCUACUGGCAAAUCAAGAAAAAGUACUUCUCUUGUCAUUGUGGCUCGGCAAAAUGCAGAUACACCAUUCUGCGCCAGGACAAUGCGCAAGGCUCAGUCCGAGCACUCGGUGAUCAGACCGCUGCUCAGGUGGAACACAUUCAGUCAGCUAACACAACUGUAGCAAUGGUGUAACCCUGAGCCCUGCUUCAUAAACAUGGACCUUCAACAAUUAACUCCA